Messenger RNA from Scophthalmus maximus (turbot), 779 nucleotides. RefSeq names its product apolipoprotein M (gene apom). The coding region runs from base 104 to 676 and encodes 190 amino acids. Gene Ontology annotation, biological process: high-density lipoprotein particle clearance; cholesterol efflux; high-density lipoprotein particle assembly. Gene Ontology annotation, molecular function: phospholipid binding; lipid carrier activity. The record is from RefSeq and is a predicted model, not a curated record. Lineage: Eukaryota; Metazoa; Chordata; Actinopteri; Pleuronectiformes; Scophthalmidae. The transcript is spliced from 7 exons. Gene Ontology annotation, cellular component: very-low-density lipoprotein particle; low-density lipoprotein particle; high-density lipoprotein particle.
AAGUGACACGUUGAAACAUUUCACAAACCCAGAGAGUGUCCUGAGGACUUACAGACAUUUUGAUCGAGUUCAUUCUCAAAGUGUUGACCCAAAAGUGGCAGUUAUGUUGAAUGAAACAGUGUCAUAUUUUCUCUAUCUAUAUAGUUUGCUGAAUCAGGCCAUCGUUCCCUGCUCACUCCCCGAGCUGCUGCCUGUGAACACUGUCAACCGUCAGCAGUAUCUGGGGAAAUGGUACUUUGUGGCAGCAGUCAGUCAUAGAGAGGCCGACAUCCAGAAUUUUAAAGCACUGGACAACCUUUGGUUCACAAUGGAGGAGACAGCCAAUGACACACUGCUGCUGACCGGACAUGUGCGCAUGGGAGAUAACUGCCUAAAUCAGACCUGGACCUAUCAUCUACAUCCUGAACAGGAUGAUUUGGAACUGGAGGGGAGGCCACAGCGGAAGAACCUGCUCAGGAGUGGCAAGUGGGCAAACUGUGCCGACUGCAUCAUUUUCCAGGAGGUGGAGCCACCUCUAAAAAAAACAGAUGCUGAGGACUCCCUCAGCAGAUUCAUGCUUUACGCUCGGCAGAGUGAUGUGGAGUCCAAGGUGGUGAAGACAUUUCUGGGAAAUUCCGCUUGUAAUAACAUGUCGGCGAGUGUCAGACCACCUCAAGUGAAAGAGUUCUGCACCUAAAUAUUAACACUGAGGAUGUCGCUUUGGCCUUGGGCACCCAGGAUAUUGAUACAUUUAUUUUUUGCAAAAUAAAUGUAAUAAAGAAAGAAAGAAAAAAAUGGCA